AUGAAAGCGCCGAAGGCACCUAAGGCACCGAAAACGAAAGCACCAAAGGCAACGAAGGCAACGAAAGCAUCGAAGGCAAAGAAGGCACCUCGUAUCACACGUCGAACUACGAAACGCAGGCGGUCGGAAGAGUCAGACGGGUAUGACGAAAGUGUGUUGGACGCCUCAGAAAGCGAGCCCUCCACAUCAUCAGACCAGAGCGGGAGCGAAUACGCAGCCAGCAAUUCCAGCAGCCAUAGUGAUGAUGAUGCUGAAAUCACAUCAUUAAGACGAGGUUCCAAGGGAGUGAAGAUAGUAACAUCACAUUCUCGCUCUAAGAAAAGCACGAUUACCAAAGCGGCGCCAACUCGCAGGAGCAAACGAUCGAAGAGAAAUGAUGAGGUAUCUGAUAAGUCCGCAUCUUUUCCGGAUUCAUCAUCCUUUGAUCAAAGCGAAGGGGCGUAUGCUAUUCCACUGGGAGAGCGCAAUGCGCUUAUCAAUAACUUGACACGAGAGAGAGCAAAGCGGAUGCUUGAAUCGAUUGAGGUCCCCGACGCAAAGGAGCUUUCGGCGGAUGAGCAUCGCACUGCCCAUCAACUGCUUACUCGUGGUUGUAUGCCUGCGAUUCCAAUGCACUGGGCGAAAGAUUUCUCGACCCUUCCAGAGUCGUUGUUCUUCACCGUGCAGGACAACGUAUCAAUACAUCAGGACGGCGAAUUCGUCCUGAAGGCCGACAAAGGCACCGAGUUUCAUGCAAUUUGUGCUUUUAGAGAACUGUUGAAAAUAUGCGGUGUCGUGAGAGAUCACUGCAACAUCCUCGAAGAUGGCCCAGAGCGUUCAGUUCAGAAGGCAAUCGAAAGAUACAUUCGCUGGGCCUUGGAUGAUGGCCACAUCAGAGUCCAGCCAUCGACAACUCCGGUAUAUAUGAUCCAUUGCAAGAAGGCCCACGAAGGAGCCAAAGCAGCAUUUUCCCGGGCAUUCAACGGCCUGGAAGAGUUAACCAACACAUGGAGAAAUCAGAUUCCAAAUCCUGCCAAACCCGCAGUCUGGCCAUCCUUGAUGGGGUAUAUUAUUUGUGGACCUGUUCUCUCUGUUGUGACCCUGGAUAGCAAUCCUAAUCCCCAGACUGAAACUCGGGGAAUGAGACUAUUGGGCCAAUUUGAUCUCUCGGAUGUCAAUAACGAUGUUUGGAACACAUUGGCUCUCGCCAUCUCUGUAAUGCACAUCAAACGCACCAUGACUAAGCUUGCUAAAGCAUUCAAGCGUCCUUUCACAGCCUCGAUUGUCAAGGACGCAAGUAAGUGCAUCACAGACAUCGACGUUUGA
Messenger RNA from Penicillium brevicompactum, 1305 nucleotides. RefSeq lists its product as uncharacterized. The record is from RefSeq and is a predicted model, not a curated record. The transcript has a single exon. NCBI's taxonomy places the organism in Eukaryota, Fungi, Ascomycota, Eurotiomycetes, Eurotiales, Aspergillaceae. The coding region runs from base 1 to 1305 and encodes 434 amino acids.